Messenger RNA from Ectocarpus sp. CCAP 1310/34, 1389 nucleotides. The record is from the annotation of a GenBank genome assembly. Lineage: Eukaryota; Phaeophyceae; Ectocarpales; Ectocarpaceae.
AUGACGGUCAUGCAGAUUUGUUCCGCGACCGGCUGUGAUGUGAUAGGACUUCAGGAGACCCGACGAGCGGGGCAAGGUUCAAUUGCACACGACGGGUACGUGAUUAUCUUUUGGAGUGGCGCCCGCACUGGCACCAAGGACAAGAGGGCUGUACACGGUGUAUGCAUAGCGAUCAAGGAGGCCAUGUGGGAGAGUUUGGGCGAGGAAGGUAGGACGAUGGAGUGCAUUAGCCCGAGGCUGAUGAAGGUGCGUCUACAAAUUGGCCGCACCUGCGGAGUAACUUUCGUGGUGGGGUACGCCCCCACGGAAACUGUCCGCACCACCGCGGGCGGUGAUGUUAACGCCAAGGACUCCUUCUGGACUGCUCUCGACGCAGCGAUCCGGGAGGUUCACAGCCGUGACCAUCUCGUGGUGCUAAUGGACGCCAACGCACGUACUGGUAGGAGGCGAGACGGGUGCUGCGAUGCCAAGAUUAUGGGCGCGUACGGACGCGACAUUAUGAACAACAACGGGGAACGACUCCUUGGACUGGCNGUCUACAAAUUGGCCGCAUUUGCGGAGUCGUGGUGGGCGAUUCGGGAGGUUCACAGCCGUGAUCAUCUCGUGGUGCUAAUGGACGCCAACGCACGCACUGUUACGAGGCGAGACGGAUGCUGCGAUGCCAAGAUUAUGAGCACGUACAGACGCGACAUUAUGAACAACAACGGGGAACGACUCCUUGGACUGGCAUCAGACAACCAACUCUCCCUGACCAACACCUACUUCCGGACACCGAAAGGUGAAGUGCAGCACACAUUCCAGAGCUCCAACAAGGGGAAGGAGAAGUACCACCUCGACUUCAUCCUCAUGCGCCAGACGGACCGGGUCUUCGUGCGUAAUGUCUCCGUCAAACGUGUCGACUUCAAGGACUCUGACCACAACCUCGUGCUUACGACUGUCCGCCUCCCCCCCCGUGUCGCACCUAAUCGACGAGUGCGGGGGAACAGCGGAAGCAGCCGAAUCCGUGUCGACCUCGAGCGGUUGAGGAAGGACAAACACCUACGGGUCGGCUUCCAAAACAGGGGCUCCAGCCGCCCUCCGUCCACGGCGCUCAGGCGGCCAACGGGAGAGACCGCCGCCGAGCUGACGGCUACGAGAGGCUGGUACACGAGCGAAGCGCACAAAGAGAUCUCCGAAGCGUCGAAGGAGCUUAAGGCGGCCCAGCAGCAACUGCGUGGGGCCUCAAAGAACAGCGCCUUCGAGGCGACCCUGAAGGCGAUGCUCAAGGCGGCGCGGAAGAAGCGCAGCAUCGCGAGGUGGAGAGCACUGGAAACGUUCUUCGAGGGCUUUGUACGGCAACUCGUGAAGAAGAGCCGCGAGGGGGAUUAGGCGGGUUUCUACAAGCACCUG